Arachis duranensis is the source of this 1342-nucleotide messenger RNA. RefSeq names its product transcription factor MYB17-like. Lineage: Eukaryota; Viridiplantae; Streptophyta; Magnoliopsida; Fabales; Fabaceae. The record is from RefSeq and is a predicted model, not a curated record.
UAAUUUUCUAUAUAUGUUUGAAAUUUACUAGCAUGGUUGAUUCCUAUAUUUAUUGCUAUGGAGCCAGGUUGAGAGUUUCUGAUAGUCCUUACACACAAGUCCAUAUAUUCAAUAAUAAUGUCACCUCAAAUCCCCUCAGAAAAAGAUAUCACACUUCACACUCACUUUUUCAACAUCCAAACUAGUCCUUCCCCUAUUUAUGCUCUACUUCCUUAGACCCUUCAACUCCCCUCUCUCUCUCUCUUUUCAGCAUGAAUUCAAUUCAAUUCUGUAAAGGUGAUUAAUACACAAAAGUGUAAUUAAAGAAUGGGAAGGAAGCCUUGCUGUGAGAAGAAGGGUUUGAAGAAAGGUCCAUGGACUGCUGAAGAAGAUGAAAUCCUUUCUAACUAUAUCAAAAACAAUGGUGGCCAUGGUAGCUGGCGUUCUCUUCCUAAGAUCACAGGACUCCUUCGUUGUGGUAAAAGUUGCAGACUUAGGUGGACAAAUUAUCUUAGACCUGACAUUAAAAGGGGUCCCUUUACUUCUGAGGAAGAAAAACUUGUUAUACAACUUCAUGGCAUCCUAGGAAACAGGUGGGCUGCUAUUGCUUCUCAGUUACCAGGAAGAACAGAUAAUGAGAUAAAGAAUUUAUGGAACACACACUUGAAGAAGCGGCUCAAGAACAUGGGAAUCGAUCCGAAAACACACGAGCCGGUUGCCUCGCCACAUUACCCCCUCGACAAGGCACACUCCUCGUCGAUUUCCACGCGCCAUAUGGCUCAGUGGGAGAGUGCAAGGCUUGAAGCAGAGGCAAGGCUCUCAACAGAAUCAUCAAAAUUUAACAAGAAUAAUCCUCUUCGCUCGGCGAAGGCAAAAGUACUAAUUUCUAACAAAUGUGAAUCAAUUUAUAAUGUGACUGCAGAAUUGGCCUUAAACCAGUUAGGUACCUCAAACAAUGGAAUAGGAGGGAAUCAUGUGAAGGAGGAGUUAGUGUUAUGUGCUGAAGAAGAAGGUAUGGUUCUUCAUGGUUCUGAUUCUUCAUGCUCUAAUGAAUUGGAAGAUUCAUCUGACACUGCAUUGCAGCUAUUGUUAGAUUUCCCCAUAAACAAUGACAUGAGCUUCUUAGAGGGGAACUCUUUUGAUUGCAACAUUUAGUAGUUAUGUUAUGUUAUGUAUGAUAUUGUGUAAUAUUAAUGUAGGUUUUGGUUUGGUAUUUUGUAACACACUGGUAUUUAUUUUCUAAGAUAUUGAGGAAUUAUGUGAGAAAUUUGAUCUUAAAUUCAAGCAUUGUUCUCUUUGGAUAUGCUUAUAAGAUUGUUCUCUUUAAUCACAUACAAUUUUGUAGAAAUGAAUAUAAAUAUUG